Orbilia oligospora ATCC 24927 is the source of this 480-nucleotide messenger RNA. RefSeq lists its product as uncharacterized. Bases 1 to 480 code for a protein of 159 amino acids. Lineage: Eukaryota; Fungi; Ascomycota; Orbiliomycetes; Orbiliales; Orbiliaceae. The transcript has a single exon. The record is from RefSeq and is a predicted model, not a curated record.
AUGUCAGCACCGGCCCCACCCAAAGGCGAGUCCUCCAAGGGAAAAGACGCCGAGGGAGAAACUGCGGUCGUCGCCCUACCAGGAUUUACCAUUGAACAAACCAAAGCCAUGAUGGCAGUCUUUGAACAUUUCAGAAACAGCAUGCCCACAGCAGCCCCGACAGCUGUCCCAAGCAUCAAAUUUCCAGAUUCCGACCCCUUCGACGGCACUAAGCCCCAUGAAUUACGAAACUUUUUGGCCCAGCUCAAUAAUAAAUACAAAGGAGAAGCUACUAAAUUCGCUAUAUCCAGAAAGAAGAUUGCGUACGCCGUCAGUCUUCUUAAAGAAAACCCAGCAGAAUUAGCUUUCAAUGAGUAUGACACCGACGAUAAAACAUGGAACUGGGAUACCUACGCCGAGUUUACUAUAUGGCUCAAAAAAGCCUUCGAAAAUCCUGACCCUACUGGAACUGCAGAACAGGAACUAAGAAACCUAAGAUAG